Osmerus eperlanus (European smelt) is the source of this 1764-nucleotide messenger RNA. RefSeq names its product calcium binding protein 39-like (gene cab39l). The coding region runs from base 194 to 1198 and encodes 334 amino acids. Gene Ontology annotation, molecular function: protein serine/threonine kinase activator activity. The record is from RefSeq and is a predicted model, not a curated record. Gene Ontology annotation, biological process: intracellular signal transduction. NCBI's taxonomy places the organism in Eukaryota, Metazoa, Chordata, Actinopteri, Osmeriformes, Osmeridae. The transcript has 9 exons.
CUUCUUAAAAGAUUCCGCACAUACACACAUUCCUCUGACGUUUUGCCCAGCGACGUACACCGCGCUGGCGUGACCAGAAAAAAGCUGUUCGGUAACAUUGUGGAUCGGGACAGCAGUCAAGAUAUUCGAGAGCAAAGAAACUAUUAAUAACGUAGCACUGUUUUAGGAGAGACUCAGGAGUGGAACUGCCAGUAUGCCGCUGUUCGGUAAAUCCCACAAGAGUCCGGCAGACAUCGUCAAGACCUUGAAGGAGAACCUUGCCAUCCUGGUCAAACAGGACAAGAAGACAGAGAAGGCGUCUGAAGAGGUGUCUAAGUGUCUGGUGGCCAUGAAGGAGAUCCUGUACGGGACCAAUGACAAAGAGCCUCACACAGAGACCGUGGCCCAGCUGGCCCAAGAGCUCUACAACAGCGGGCUGCUCAUCUCGCUGGUGGAGAACCUGCAAGUCAUCGACUUUGAGGGAAAGAAGGACGUGUGUCAGAUCUUCAACAACAUCCUGCGGAGGCAGAUCGGUACGCGCAGCCCCACCGUGGAGUACUUCUGCUCCCACCAGGAGGUGCUGUUUGUGCUGCAGAAGGGGUACGAGACCGCCCAGGUGGCGCUGAACUGUGGCAUCAUGCUGAGAGAGUGCAUCAGACACGAGCCCCUGGCCAAGGUGGUCCUCCACUCGGAGCACUUCCACGACUUCUUCAACUACGUGGAGAUGUCCACCUUCGACAUCGCCUCGGAUGCCUUUGCCACCUUCAAGGAUCUGUUGACGAGACACAAAGUCCUGGUGGCGGAAUAUCUAGAACAGAACUAUGAUGCUAUCUUCACUGACUACGAGAAGCUCCUGCAUUCUGAGAACUAUGUGACAAAGAGACAGUCGUUAAAGUUGUUGGGAGAGCUACUGCUGGACAGGCACAACUUCACGGUGAUGACCAGGUACAUCAGCAAGCCAGAAAACCUGAAGCUCAUGAUGAACCUGCUGAGGGACAAGAGCCCCAAUAUCCAGUUUGAGGCCUUCCAUGUCUUCAAGGUGUUUGUGGCCAACCCGAACAAGACGCAGCCCAUCGUGGACAUCCUGUUGAAGAACCAGACCAAACUCAUCGACUUCCUUAGCAACUUCCAAAAAGACCGCACGGACGACGAGCAGUUCAACGACGAGAAGACCUAUCUAAUCAAACAGAUCCGCGACCUUAAGAAACCGGCCUCUUAAACUACGCCCCUAACUGCCCCUCAACCCAGACCCAAUACUUAAAACCUUAACUUUUUAUUCACAAAAAAUAUAGAAAAAAAAUGCAUUAACCGUAAUAAUUAUGAUUCUAUUUAAAAUCUCAAAAGACAUUUGUCUUUUCUUGGUUCUUUUAUCUUUCAAAGAAUAGUUCUUAAAUGCUGAUUCAAUUAAUUUUGACUUAUUUUUUUCUUCAUCGACUUUGAUCAUUCACGUGAAGUAUUGCCACAACGGAAUGUUUGAGGCAGACAAUUUUGUGCUCUUGGGAGAACCAAUGGUUGAAGAGAUUUGGCCAAUGGCGGAGGGAUACGGGGAGUCCAGGGGUCCUAAAAGGAGUCUUUCUUUACCAUUUUAUGCAUGAGUUAGCUAGAUCGCUCCCACCUUCUACAAACACUCCUAAUGUUGCUGCAGAACAAUGAAAGGAAUUUACCAUUUGGAAUUAUGAGGAAAUUCAACUUUAUGAGCAGUGUUUAAAUACACGUGACAGAUUCUAGAAAUGUUAGUGCUGUUUUGUACAUAACUAGGCUAAUACAAUUUUUGUUUGUGUGGAA